AUGUCCGGCCCGCCGAAGCCCCCGAGGCUAAAGUCGAAUCCAGGUAGGAGAUUGAUAGUUAGUGUUGUUUCGAGUUGCACCUUCACAGUUGAUUAGGCAAAGUGAAAUUAACAGUGUAAUUCCAUUGUAGUAAAGAAUUCCCGAACUUUGGUUAAACGAAACUGCUCUCGAAAAAACUAAAAGCCCUUUUAUAGCCAAAAUAGAUGGAAUUUGUAGGAAAACGCACGCAGAAUAACUCUCAAAUACAUUCCAAAGUCUGUUAGCUAUAAGAAUGCAUCGUUAGAUAUAAUACAUGAUUGUCUCUUUUAAAUCAUUUACUCAUCUUUCGAAAGAUAACUUUUGAGAGGAUCUAUGAUUCACUUAAAGGACCAGUCUAAAAUGUUUUGUCCUGUCUCGAAUCAGACAAUUAAGGGAAUAUCGGUUGCCAAAUUGAUCAAAAAAUUAUUUUUGAAUUAUUUUUAAUCUUAUUCAAUUUUACGGUUUAUUGCCAUCUUUCUCAUACUUAUUGAGUUUACGGGAGAUAUAUCGGAAUAUACAUUCUUUUACAUCUUUCAAAGCUUAUUUUUGUAAAUUGAGCUAAAAAAUUGUUUAAAAACGUGUAAGGUAUACGUAUUUCCAUCUCUUCCGCCUAAUCUGCCAUUCUAAAAUCUAAAACAAGAUGAAAAGUGUUUAAUAAAGGAAAAUGAAACUUGGUUUAACGCAAUCUUGACGUAUAUUUAGAAUUAUAGAGAUUAUUGGAUGCACAAAAGUUGUUUGAUCAGUUCAAAUGGUAUGUUCUUUUUGUUUGCUCAAGUCUAAUACUUUAGGUAGGAGAAAAGGUUUGAAAUCGCUGAAGAAAAAACGGGUAGAAACUUUAGAGGAAUUCAUGAUUCAUGUGCAUUCAAUAUCUAUACUCGUCCAAAUAUACGCAAGAUUCCAUCAAACCAAGUUCCAUUCUUCUAUUAUAUUCUCAUCAUUUUUAGACCAAAUAGGGGCAGAUUAGGUGGAGGGAAAUACAUGAAUUUUUUUACGUUUUCAAACAAUUUUUUGCUCACAUUACGAAAAUAAGGUUUAAAAAAACAUAAAAGCAUAUACAUUAUAAUAUAUCUGACAUAAACUCAACAAGUAUCGAUGUUAUUCACUGAGAAAGCCGACAAUAAACCAUUAAUAACAAAAAUUAGCGAAAAAAUAAGUUUCGAACGAUUUGACAACCGCCACUCCCCUGAUUAAUCAGCCGGUUUGUUGCAGAGUAACAGGACAAAAUAUUUAUCCAGAUCGGUCCUUUAACAACACCCAAUUGAUGAGUUAAUUUUAAAAAGUCAGUUGAACUUUUGUUUGCAAUUCGAACACCAUCCUCACUCUGUCUAACUCUCUGAACUCUGCAUUAUGAGGCAUUAGUAAUUACUGAUAUAAAUGUCAUGGCCAUUUAAACGAACUUUAAAAAACAAUGGCAAACAACUGUCUUUUGAAAGUAAGGGUACAACUUGUCAUAAAAACGUUGACAAAUCAGUUUUUGAUCAAUAGAUAUUAGAGCGGGUGUGACAUUUAUCUUUUCAUCUUUAAUUACAUUUUGUUGAUCGAUGCAAUGAAAAAUACCUUUGAACAAGCGGAAAAGGAAAGUUUUAAAAAGGAGAUAGAGUUACUACGUAAAAGAGCUUAUGAAGUAAUUUUGAAAAGUAAAAUGUGUCUUAUAGUAGGUGGUACAGUUUUAAACGUUUUUUUAUACUUGUAAUGUCUUAAAACUUAACAUUUUAUAGUAAACACUUGCGAAAACAAGUUUUUUUUACAUUUCAAAACAAAAAAAUAUGAAGACAAAAAAUACAAUGUUUUCACUGUAUACUGAUAUAGCCUUGUUUCUAACAGUUGUACAUUAAUUCGUUUGUGUUUUCUGAGUAAAAAAAUGAUUUUUUUGUUGUUAAAGAAACCCAUUGACAAGUUUACACCUUGAAUAACUUUAGUCUUUUCUACCACAUGUUUAGGUGAAUCAUUCCGAAAGUCUAAAACUAAAUAAUUGGUUUCUCACUGAAAUUGUCAUUUGUAAAAAUACAAAAACCAAUAAAUUUCUAGUCGGUAGCCUUUUCCAAACUUUUUGACAAAAGAUAGAUACGUUGUAAACAUAAAUAAACCACCGAGAUGAAUUAUUGCAACCAACUAAAGUGAACACUUACAGACACAAUAAAAAGACUUUUACUUUCAUGUUUUAGUUGCAGCUAAUACUAAGAAGAAUAAAGUAACCACGUGCAUCUCCUUUGUUAAAUUAAAUAGAAAUAAAAUUAAGCUAAAACAACGUUGGACAUAACAAUUAAACAAUAUUUUACAGAUAACUCCAUCCAGAAUCCGACAUGGACCGUGACACGAAGAGAAAGAACUGGAACAUCUCCCCUCCGUUUGAACGACGAACAUGGAGCACCGUACUACCACACUCGUACUAUCACAACAACCGAAAGAGUACAAAUAUUGCAAAUGCCCCUAGAUGUAACGGAUUCAGAUGCCGCACGCCUCAGGCUGCUCUCAAUGUCACCGACCGGUGAAGCAACUCGUUCCGUCCACUCUACCACCACGACCAUUAAGGCAGGUGGGACACCUGUCAUCUCCGGAGUGACCGGACAAGGAGUGCCUCUGUUCAAUGGUAUCUACAUGAACUCGCAUCAAAGACAGACUACUACAGUCAUCACAACGACCACCACUACCUACAAAGUCAUGGACGACGGCAGUGAAGAAGAGUACGACAUCGUACAAGAAAACGAAGACAAACAACUUACCAUAGAUGUGCCAUUAGGUAUCACAAGUCAGGACAGACCUACGAAUGCUAGCUACAUAAUGAUAGGAUCAGCGACAGACAGUUCGUUAUCCCCGAUCACUUCAGAAGACGACCGUCACAGCAAAGACAACGCUUCUGAAUCCACAGAAGACGAAACGGAAAAGCUGGACUGGGCUGAGGUAUCGACCAGAAACAAAAAGAAAAUGACUUCGUUGACAUAUCGCACAAACACUUCUAGCUCAGGAUCACUAGACGAAACAGACUACGUCCAUCUCUACAAAGAUGGCACAGAGUACGUCAUCUGCCCAACUGACACCCCAAUCGACAUUCUUUAUACGAACAGAAAAGAAGAGCUUACCAACAGAAACAUUACAGACUUUGUCAGUUUAUACCACAGUGGCUUUUCGAAGACAAACGAACCACAAGAAUACGACGAUGCCUUGCCGUCAACAAGUCAAGCUAGUGAAUAUAAGCUCCAAAGUGGUCCAAUUGACGAAACAGCUCGUCAAGGUGAAGUCGAAGGACUGCCACUUGAGAAUCACGUCUCUGUGUACCACUCUGGCCGCAGUGACGUUGAGCCUCACAAACAUGAAGAACCAGUAGCCGAACCAGUCAAAGAAAAGAGCGACACAAUUGGAAAAAUUGUUGGCAUGUUCAAGAGAACGCCAGCUCACGAUGACUACCCCGCUUCCGAAGCCUACACUGGUCCAAUUGACGAAACAGCUCGUCAAGGUGAAGUCGAAGGACUGCCACUUGAGCAUCACGUCUCUGUGUACCACUCUGGCCGCAGUGACGUCGUACCUCACAAACAUGAAGAACCAGUAGUCGAACCAGUCAAAGAGAAAUCAGACAAGAUCGACAAAAUUGUUGGCAUGUUCAAGAGAACGCCAGCUCACGAUGACUACCCCGCUUCCGAAGCCUACACUGGUCCAAUUGACGAAACAGCUCGUCAAGGUGAAGUCGAAGGAAUGCCACUUGAGCAUCACGUCUCUGUGUACCACUCUGGCCGCAGUGACGUUGAGCCUCACAAACAUGAAGAACCAGUAGUCGAACUAGUCAAAGAGAAAUCAGACAAGAUCGGCAAAAUUGUUGGCAUGUUCAAGAGAACGCCAGCUCACGAUGACUACCCCGCUUCCGAAGCCUACACUGGUCCAAUUGACGAAACAGCUCGUCAAGGUGAAGUCGAAGGACUGCCACUUGAGCAUCACGUCUCUGUGUACCACUCUGGCCGCAGUGACGUCGUACCUCACAAACAUGAAGAACCAGUAGCCGAACCAGUCAAAGAAAAGAGCGACACAAUUGGAAAAAUUGUUGGCAUGUUCAAGAGAACGCCAGCUCACGAAGACUACCCCGCUUCCGAAGCCUACACUGGUCCAAUUGACGAAACAGCUCGUCAAGGUGAAGUCGAAGGACUGCCACUUGAGCAUCACGUCUCUGUGUACCACUCUGGCCGCAGUGACGUCGAACCUCACAAACAUGAAGAACCAGUAGCCGAACCAGUCAAAGAAAAGAGCGACACAAUUGGAAAAAUUGUUGGCAUGUUCAAGAGAACGCCAGCUCACGAUGACUACCCCGCUUCCGAAGCCUACACUGGUCCAAUUGACGAAACAGCUCGUCAAGGUGAAGUCAAAGGACUGCCACUUGAGCAUCACGUCUCUGUGUACCACUCUGGCCGCAGUGACGUCGUACCUCACAAACAUGAAGAACCAGUAGCCGAACCAGUCAAAGAAAAGAGCGACACAAUUGGAAAAAUUGUUGGCAUGUUCAAGAGAACGCCAGCUCACGAUGACUACCCCGCUUCCGAAGCCUACACUGGUCCAAUUGACGAAACAGCUCGUCAAGGUGAAGUCGAAGGAAUGCCACUUGAGCAUCACGUCUCUGUGUACCACUCUGGCCGCAGUGACGUUGAGCCUCACAAACAUGAAGAACCAGUAGUCGAACUAGUCAAAGAGAAAUCAGACAAGAUCGCCAAAAUUGUUGGCAUGUUCAAGAGAACGCCAGCUCACGAAGACUACCCCGCUUCCGUAGCCUACACUGGUCCAAUUGACGAAACAGCUCGUCAAGGUGAAGUCGAAGGACUGCCACUUGAGCAUCACGUCUCUGUGUACCACUCUGGCCGCAGUGACGUCGAACCUCACAAACAUGAAGAACCAGUAGCCGAACCAGUCAAAGAAAAGAGCGACACAAUUGGAAAAAUUGUUGGCAUGUUCAAGAGAACGCCAGCUCACGAAGACUACCCCGCUUCCGAAGCCUACACUGGUCCAAUUGACGAAACAGCUCGUCAAGGUGAAGUCGAAGGACUGCCACUUGAGCAUCACGUCUCUGUGUACCACUCUGGCCGCAGUGACGUCGUACCUCACAAACAUGAAGAACCAGUAGUCGAACCAGUCAAAGAGAAAUCAGACAAGAUCGCCAAAAUUGUUGGCAUGUUCAAGAGAACGCCAGCUCACGAAGACUACCCCGCUUCCGAAGCCUACACUGGUCCAAUUGACGAAACAGCUCGUCAAGGUGAAGUCGAAGGACUGCCACUUGAGCAUCACGUCUCUGUGUACCACUCUGGCCGCAGUGACGUCGUACCUCACAAACAUGAAGAACCAGUAGUCGAACCAGUCAAAGAGAAAUCAGACAAGAUCGCCAAAAUUGUUGGCAUGUUCAAGAGAACGCCAGCUCACGAAGACUACCCCGCUUCCGAAGCCUACACUGGUCCAAUUGACGAAACAGCUCGUCAAGGUGAAGUCGAAGGACUGCCACUUGAGCAUCACGUCUCUGUGUACCACUCUGGCCGCAGUGACGUCGUACCUCACAAACAUGAAGAACCAGUAGUCGAACCAGUCAAAGAAAAAAGCGACACAAUUGGAAAGAUUGUUGGCAUGUUCAAGAGAACGCCAGCUCACGAAGACUACCCCGCUUCCGUAGCCUACACUGGUCCAAUUGACGAAACAGCUCGUCAAGGUGAAGUCGAAGGACUGCCACUUGAGCAUCACGUCUCUGUGUACCACUCUGGCCGCAGUGACGUUGAGCCUCACAAACAUGAAGAACCAGUAGUCGAACUAGUCAAAGAGAAAUCAGACAAGAUCGGCAAAAUUGUUGGCAUGUUCAAGAGAACGCCAGCUCACGAAGACUACCCCGCUUCCGAAGCCUACACUGGUCCAAUUGACGAAACAGCUCGUCAAGGUGAAGUCGAAGGACUGCCACUUGAGCAUCAUGUCUCUGUGUACCACUCUGGCCGCAGUGACGUUGAGCCUCACAAACAUGAAGAACCAGUAGUCGAACCAGUCAUAGAGAAAUCAGACAAGAUCGGCAAAAUUGUUGGCAUGUUCAAGAGAACGCCAGCUCACGAAGACUACCCCGCUUCCGAAGCCUACACUGGUCCAAUUGACGAAACAGCUCGUCAAGGUGAAGUCGAAGGACUGCCACUUGAGCAUCACGUCUCUGUGUACCACUCUGGCCGCAGUGACGUCGUACCUCACAAACAUGAAGAACCAGUAGCCGAACCAGUCAAAGAAAAGAGCGACACAAUUGGAAAAAUUGUGGGCAUGUUCAAGAGAACGCCAGCUCACGAAGACUACCCCGCUUCCGAAGCCUACACUGGUCCAAUUGACGAAACAGCUCGUCAAGGUGAAGUCGAAGGACUGCCACUUGAGCAUCACGUCUCUGUGUACCACUCUGGCCGCAGUGACGUCGAACCUCACAAACAUGAAGAACCAGUAGCCGAACCAGUCAAAGAAAAGAGCGACACAAUUGGAAAAAUUGUUGGCAUGUUCAAGAGAACGCCAGCUCACGAUGACUACCCCGCUUCCGAAGCCUACACUGGUCCAAUUGACGAAACAGCUCGUCAAGGUGAAGUCGAAGGACUGCCACUUGAGCAUCACGUCUCUGUGUACCACUCUGGCCGCAGUGACGUUGAGCCUCACAAACAUGAAGAACCAGUAGUCGAACUAGUCAAAGAGAAAUCAGACAAGAUCGGCAAAAUUGUUGGCAUGUUCAAGAGAACGCCAGCUCACGAAGACUACCCCGCUUCCGAAGCCUACACUGGUCCAAUUGACGAAACAGCUCGUCAAGGUGAAGUCGAAGGACUGCCACUUGAGCAUCACGUCUCUGUGUACCACUCUGGCCGCAGUGACGUCGUACCUCACAAACAUGAAGAACCAGUAGUCGAACCAGUCAAAGAGAAAUCAGACAAGAUCGACAAAAUUGUUGGCAUGUUCAAGAGAACGCCAGCUCACGAUGACUACCCCGCUUCCGAAGCCUACACUGGUCCAAUUGACGAAACAGCUCGUCAAGGUGAAGUCGAAGGACUGCCACUUGAGCAUCACGUCUCUGUGUACCACUCUGGCCGCAGUGACGUCGAACCUCACAAACAUGAAGAACCAGUAGCCGAACCAGUCAAAGAAAAAAGCGACACAAUUGGAAAGAUUGUUGGCAUGUUCAAGAGAACGCCAGCUCACGAAGACUACCCCGCUUCCGUAGCCUACACUGGUCCAAUUGACGAAACAGCUCGUCAAGGUGAAGUCGAAGGACUGCCACUUGAGCAUCACGUCUCUGUGUACCACUCUGGCCGCAGUGACGUUGAGCCUCACAAACAUGAAGAACCAGUAGUCGAACUAGUCAAAGAGAAAUCAGACAAGAUCGGCAAAAUUGUUGGCAUGUUCAAGAGAACGCCAGCUCACGAAGACUACCCCGCUUCCGAAGCCUACACUGGUCCAAUUGACGAAACAGCUCGUCAAGGUGAAGUCGAAGGACUGCCACUUGAGCAUCACGUCUCUGUGUACCACUCUGGCCGCAGUGACGUCGUACCUCACAAACAUGAAGAACCAGUAGUCGAACCAGUCAAAGAGAAAUCAGACAAGAUCGACAAAAUUGUUGGCAUGUUCAAGAGAACGCCAGCUCACGAAGACUACCCCGCUUCCGAAGCCUACACUGGUCCAAUUGACGAAACAGCUCGUCAAGGUGAAGUCGAAGGACUGCCACUUGAGCAUCACGUCUCUGUGUACCACUCUGGCCGCAGUGACGUUGAGCCUCACAAACAUGAAGAACCAGUAGCCGAACCAGUCAAAGAAAAGAGCGACACAAUUGGAAAAAUUGUUGGCAUGUUCAAGAGAACGCCAGCUCACGAAGACUACCCCGCUUCCGAAGCCUACACUGGUCCAAUUGACGAAACAGCUCGUCAAGGUGAAGUCGAAGGACUGCCACUUGAGCAUCACGUCUCUGUGUACCACUCUGGCCGCAGUGACGUUGAGCCUCACAAACAUGAAGAACCAGUAGUCGAACCAGUCAAAGAGAAAUCAGACAAGAUCGCCAAAAUUGUUGGCAUGUUCAAGAGAACGCCAGCUCACGAAGACUACCCCGCUUCCGAAGCCUACACUGGUCCAAUUGACGAAACAGCUCGUCAAGGUGAAGUCGAAGGACUGCCACUUGAGCAUCACGUCUCUGUGUACCACUCUGGCCGCAGUGACGUUGAGCCUCACAAACAUGAAGAACCAGUAGCCGAACCAGUCAAAGAAAAGAGCGACACAAUUGGAAAAAUUGUUGGCAUGUUCAAGAGAACGCCAGCUCACGAUGACUACCCCGCUUCCGAAGCCUACACUGGUCCAAUUGACGAAACAGCUCGUCAAGGUGAAGUCGAAGGACUGCCACUUGAGCAUCACGUCUCUGUGUACCACUCUGGCCGCAGCGACGUCGAACCUCACAAACAUGAAGAACCAGUAGCCGAACCAGUCAAAGAAAAGAGCGACACAAUUGGAAAGAUUGUUGGCAUGUUCAAGAGAACGCCAGCUCACGAAGACUACCCCGCUUCCGAAGCCUACACUGGUCCAAUUGACGAAACAGCUCGUCAAGGUGAAGUCGAAGGACUGCCACUUGAGCAUCACGUCUCUGUGUACCACUCUGGCCGCAGUGACGUCGUACCUCACAAACAUGAAGAACCAGUAGUCGAACCAGUCAAAGAGAAAUCAGACAAAAUCGCCAAAAUUGUUGGCAUGUUCAAGAGAACGCCAGCUCACGAAGACUACCCCGCUUCCGAAGCCUACACUGGUCCAAUUGACGAAACAGCUCGUCAAGGUGAAGUCGAAGGACUGCCACUUGAGCAUCACGUCUCUGUGUACCACUCUGGCCGCAGUGACGUCGAACCUCACAAACAUGAAGAACCAGUAGCCGAACCAGUCAAAGAAAAGAGCGACACAAUUGGAAAAAUUGUUGGCAUGUUCAAGAGAACGCCAGCUCACGAUGACUACCCCGCUUCCGAAGCCUACACUGGUCCAAUUGACGAAACAGCUCGUCAAGGUGAAGUCGAAGGACUGCCACUUGAGCAUCACGUCUCUGUGUACCACUCUGGCCGCAGCGACGUCGAACCUCACAAACAUGAAGAACCAGUAGCCGAACCAGUCAAAGAAAAGAGCGACACAAUUGGAAAGAUUGUUGGCAUGUUCAAGAGAACGCCAGCUCACGAAGACUACCCCGCUUCCGAAGCCUACACUGGUCCAAUUGACGAAACAGCUCGUCAAGGUGAAGUCGAAGGACUGCCACUUGAGCAUCACGUCUCUGUGUACCACUCUGGCCGCAGUGACGUCGUACCUCACAAACAUGAAGAACCAGUAGUCGAACCAGUCAAAGAGAAAUCAGACAAGAUCGCCAAAAUUGUUGGCAUGUUCAAGAGAACGCCAGCUCACGAAGACUACCCCGCUUCCGAAGCCUACACUGGUCCAAUUGACGAAACAGCUCGUCAAGGUGAAGUCGAAGGACUGCCACUUGAGCAUCACGUCUCUGUGUACCACUCUGGCCGCAGUGACGUUGAGCCUCACAAACAUGAAGAACCAGUAGUCGAACUAGUCAAAGAGAAAUCAGACAAGAUCGCCAAAAUUGUUGGCAUGUUCAAGAGAACGCCAGCUCACGAAGACUACCCCGCUUCCGUAGCCUACACUGGUCCAAUUGACGAAACAGCUCGUCAAGGUGAAGUCGAAGGACUGCCACUUGAGCAUCACGUCUCUGUGUACCACUCUGGCCGCAGUGACGUUGAGCCUCACAAACAUGAAGAACCAGUAGUCGAACCAGUCAAAGAGAAAUCAGACAAGAUCGCCAAAAUUGUUGGCAUGUUCAAGAGAACGCCAGCUCACGAAGACUACCCCGCUUCCGUAGCCUACACUGGUCCAAUUGACGAAACAGCUCGUCAAGGUGAAGUCGAAGGACUGCCACUUGAGCAUCACGUCUCUGUGUACCACUCUGGCCGCAGUGACGUCGAACCUCACAAACAUGAAGAACCAGUAGCCGAACCAGUCAAAGAAAAGAGCGACACAAUUGGAAAAAUUGUUGGCAUGUUCAAGAGAACGCCAGCUCACGAAGACUACCCCGCUUCCGAAGCCUACACUGGUCCAAUUGACGAAACAGCUCGUCAAGGUGAAGUCGAAGGACUGCCACUUGAGCAUCACGUCUCUGUGUACCACUCUGGCCGCAGUGACGUCGAACCUCACAAACAUGAAGAACCAGUAGCCGAACCAGUCAAAGAAAAGAGCGACACAAUUGGAAAAAUUGUUGGCAUGUUCAAGAGAACGCCAGCUCACGAUGACUACCCCGCUUCCGAAGCCUACACUGGUCCAAUUGACGAAACAGCUCGUCAAGGUGAAGUCGAAGGACUGCCACUUGAGCAUCACGUCUCUGUGUACCACUCUGGCCGCAGUGACGUCGUACCUCACAAACAUGAAGAACCAGUAGUCGAACCAGUCAAAGAGAAAUCAGACAAGAUCGACAAAAUUGUUGGCAUGUUCAAGAGAACGCCAGCUCACGAUGACUACCCCGCUUCCGAAGCCUACACUGGUCCAAUUGACGAAACAGCUCGUCAAGGUGAAGUCGAAGGAAUGCCACUUGAGCAUCACGUCUCUGUGUACCACUCUGGCCGCAGUGACGUUGAGCCUCACAAACAUGAAGAACCAGUAGUCGAACUAGUCAAAGAAAAGAGCGACACAAUUGGAAAAAUUGUUGGCAUGUUCAAGAGAACGCCAGCUCACGAUGACUACCCCGCUUCCGAAGCCUACACUGGUCCAAUUGACGAAACAGCUCGUCAAGGUGAAGUCAAAGGACUGCCACUUGAGCAUCACGUCUCUGUGUACCACUCUGGCCGCAGUGACGUCGUACCUCACAAACAUGAAGAACCAGUAGCCGAACCAGUCAAAGAAAAGAGCGACACAAUUGGAAAAAUUGUUGGCAUGUUCAAGAGAACGCCAGCUCACGAUGACUACCCCGCUUCCGAAGCCUACACUGGUCCAAUUGACGAAACAGCUCGUCAAGGUGAAGUCGAAGGAAUGCCACUUGAGCAUCACGUCUCUGUGUACCACUCUGGCCGCAGUGACGUUGAGCCUCACAAACAUGAAGAACCAGUAGUCGAACUAGUCAAAGAGAAAUCAGACAAGAUCGCCAAAAUUGUUGGCAUGUUCAAGAGAACGCCAGCUCACGAAGACUACCCCGCUUCCGAAGCCUACACUGGUCCAAUUGACGAAACAGCUCGUCAAGGUGAAGUCGAAGGACUGCCACUUGAGCAUCACGUCUCUGUGUACCACUCUGGCCGCAGUGACGUUGAGCCUCACAAACAUGAAGAACCAGUAGUCGAACUAGUCAAAGAGAAAUCAGACAAGAUCGCCAAAAUUGUUGGCAUGUUCAAGAGAACGCCAGCUCACGAAGACUACCCCGCUUCCGUAGCCUACACUGGUCCAAUUGACGAAACAGCUCGUCAAGGUGAAGUCGAAGGACUGCCACUUGAGCAUCACGUCUCUGUGUACCACUCUGGCCGCAGUGACGUUGAGCCUCACAAACAUGAAGAACCAGUAGUCGAACCAGUCAAAGAGAAAUCAGACAAGAUCGCCAAAAUUGUUGGCAUGUUCAAGAGAACGCCAGCUCACGAAGACUACCCCGCUUCCGUAGCCUACACUGGUCCAAUUGACGAAACAGCUCGUCAAGGUGAAGUCGAAGGACUGCCACUUGAGCAUCACGUCUCUGUGUACCACUCUGGCCGCAGUGACGUCGAACCUCACAAACAUGAAGAACCAGUAGCCGAACCAGUCAAAGAAAAGAGCGACACAAUUGGAAAAAUUGUUGGCAUGUUCAAGAGAACGCCAGCUCACGAAGACUACCCCGCUUCCGAAGCCUACACUGGUCCAAUUGACGAAACAGCUCGUCAAGGUGAAGUCGAAGGACUGCCACUUGAGCAUCACGUCUCUGUGUACCACUCUGGCCGCAGUGACGUCGUACCUCACAAACAUGAAGAACCAGUAGUCGAACCAGUCAAAGAGAAAUCAGACAAGAUCGCCAAAAUUGUUGGCAUGUUCAAGAGAACGCCAGCUCACGAAGACUACCCCGCUUCCGAAGCCUACACUGGUCCAAUUGACGAAACAGCUCGUCAAGGUGAAGUCGAAGGACUGCCACUUGAGCAUCACGUCUCUGUGUACCACUCUGGCCGCAGUGACGUUGAGCCUCACAAACAUGAAGAACCAGUAGUCGAACUAGUCAAAGAGAAAUCAGACAAGAUCGCCAAAAUUGUUGGCAUGUUCAAGAGAACGCCAGCUCACGAAGACUACCCCGCUUCCGUAGCCUACACUGGUCCAAUUGACGAAACAGCUCGUCAAGGUGAAGUCGAAGGACUGCCACUUGAGCAUCACGUCUCUGUGUACCACUCUGGCCGCAGUGACGUUGAGCCUCACAAACAUGAAGAACCAGUAGUCGAACCAGUCAAAGAGAAAUCAGACAAGAUCGCCAAAAUUGUUGGCAUGUUCAAGAGAACGCCAGCUCACGAAGACUACCCCGCUUCCGUAGCCUACACUGGUCCAAUUGACGAAACAGCUCGUCAAGGUGAAGUCGAAGGACUGCCACUUGAGCAUCACGUCUCUGUGUACCACUCUGGCCGCAGUGACGUCGAACCUCACAAACAUGAAGAACCAGUAGCCGAACCAGUCAAAGAAAAGAGCGACACAAUUGGAAAAAUUGUUGGCAUGUUCAAGAGAACGCCAGCUCACGAAGACUACCCCGCUUCCGAAGCCUACACUGGUCCAAUUGACGAAACAGCUCGUCAAGGUGAAGUCGAAGGACUGCCACUUGAGCAUCACGUCUCUGUGUACCACUCUGGCCGCAGUGACGUCGAACCUCACAAACAUGAAGAACCAGUAGCCGAACCAGUCAAAGAAAAGAGCGACACAAUUGGAAAAAUUGUUGGCAUGUUCAAGAGAACGCCAGCUCACGAUGACUACCCCGCUUCCGAAGCCUACACUGGUCCAAUUGACGAAACAGCUCGUCAAGGUGAAGUCGAAGGACUGCCACUUGAGCAUCACGUCUCUGUGUACCACUCUGGCCGCAGUGACGUCGUACCUCACAAACAUGAAGAACCAGUAGUCGAACCAGUCAAAGAGAAAUCAGACAAGAUCGACAAAAUUGUUGGCAUGUUCAAGAGAACGCCAGCUCACGAUGACUACCCCGCUUCCGAAGCCUACACUGGUCCAAUUGACGAAACAGCUCGUCAAGGUGAAGUCGAAGGAAUGCCACUUGAGCAUCACGUCUCUGUGUACCACUCUGGCCGCAGUGACGUUGAGCCUCACAAACAUGAAGAACCAGUAGUCGAACUAGUCAAAGAAAAGAGCGACACAAUUGGAAAAAUUGUUGGCAUGUUCAAGAGAACGCCAGCUCACGAUGACUACCCCGCUUCCGAAGCCUACACUGGUCCAAUUGACGAAACAGCUCGUCAAGGUGAAGUCAAAGGACUGCCACUUGAGCAUCACGUCUCUGUGUACCACUCUGGCCGCAGUGACGUCGUACCUCACAAACAUGAAGAACCAGUAGCCGAACCAGUCAAAGAAAAGAGCGACACAAUUGGAAAAAUUGUUGGCAUGUUCAAGAGAACGCCAGCUCACGAUGACUACCCCGCUUCCGAAGCCUACACUGGUCCAAUUGACGAAACAGCUCGUCAAGGUGAAGUCGAAGGAAUGCCACUUGAGCAUCACGUCUCUGUGUACCACUCUGGCCGCAGUGACGUUGAGCCUCACAAACAUGAAGAACCAGUAGUCGAACUAGUCAAAGAGAAAUCAGACAAGAUCGCCAAAAUUGUUGGCAUGUUCAAGAGAACGCCAGCUCACGAAGACUACCCCGCUUCCGAAGCCUACACUGGUCCAAUUGACGAAACAGCUCGUCAAGGUGAAGUCGAAGGACUGCCACUUGAGCAUCACGUCUCUGUGUACCACUCUGGCCGCAGUGACGUUGAGCCUCACAAACAUGAAGAACCAGUAGUCGAACUAGUCAAAGAGAAAUCAGACAAGAUCGCCAAAAUUGUUGGCAUGUUCAAGAGAACGCCAGCUCACGAAGACUACCCCGCUUCCGUAGCCUACACUGGUCCAAUUGACGAAACAGCUCGUCAAGGUGAAGUCGAAGGACUGCCACUUGAGCAUCACGUCUCUGUGUACCACUCUGGCCGCAGUGACGUUGAGCCUCACAAACAUGAAGAACCAGUAGUCGAACCAGUCAAAGAGAAAUCAGACAAGAUCGCCAAAAUUGUUGGCAUGUUCAAGAGAACGCCAGCUCACGAAGACUACCCCGCUUCCGUAGCCUACACUGGUCCAAUUGACGAAACAGCUCGUCAAGGUGAAGUCGAAGGACUGCCACUUGAGCAUCACGUCUCUGUGUACCACUCUGGCCGCAGUGACGUCGAACCUCACAAACAUGAAGAACCAGUAGCCGAACCAGUCAAAGAAAAGAGCGACACAAUUGGAAAAAUUGUUGGCAUGUUCAAGAGAACGCCAGCUCACGAAGACUACCCCGCUUCCGAAGCCUACACUGGUCCAAUUGACGAAACAGCUCGUCAAGGUGAAGUCGAAGGACUGCCACUUGAGCAUCACGUCUCUGUGUACCACUCUGGCCGCAGUGACGUCGUACCUCACAAACAUGAAGAACCAGUAGUCGAACCAGUCAAAGAGAAAUCAGACAAGAUCGCCAAAAUUGUUGGCAUGUUCAAGAGAACGCCAGCUCACGAAGACUACCCCGCUUCCGAAGCCUACACUGGUCCAAUUGACGAAACAGCUCGUCAAGGUGAAGUCGAAGGACUGCCACUUGAGCAUCACGUCUCUGUGUACCACUCUGGCCGCAGUGACGUCGUACCUCACAAACAUGAAGAACCAGUAGUCGAACCAGUCAAAGAGAAAUCAGACAAGAUCGCCAAAAUUGUUGGCAUGUUCAAGAGAACGCCAGCUCACGAAGACUACCCCGCUUCCGAAGCCUACACUGGUCCAAUUGACGAAACAGCUCGUCAAGGUGAAGUCGAAGGACUGCCACUUGAGCAUCACGUCUCUGUGUACCACUCUGGCCGCAGUGACGUCGUACCUCACAAACAUGAAGAACCAGUAGUCGAACCAGUCAAAGAAAAAAGCGACACAAUUGGAAAGAUUGUUGGCAUGUUCAAGAGAACGCCAGCUCACGAAGACUACCCCGCUUCCGUAGCCUACACUGGUCCAAUUGACGAAACAGCUCGUCAAGGUGAAGUCGAAGGACUGCCACUUGAGCAUCACGUCUCUGUGUACCACUCUGGCCGCAGUGACGUUGAGCCUCACAAACAUGAAGAACCAGUAGUCGAACUAGUCAAAGAGAAAUCAGACAAGAUCGGCAAAAUUGUUGGCAUGUUCAAGAGAACGCCAGCUCACGAAGACUACCCCGCUUCCGAAGCCUACACUGGUCCAAUUGACGAAACAGCUCGUCAAGGUGAAGUCGAAGGACUGCCACUUGAGCAUCAUGUCUCUGUGUACCACUCUGGCCGCAGUGACGUUGAGCCUCACAAACAUGAAGAACCAGUAGUCGAACCAGUCAUAGAGAAAUCAGACAAGAUCGGCAAAAUUGUUGGCAUGUUCAAGAGAACGCCAGCUCACGAAGACUACCCCGCUUCCGAAGCCUACACUGGUCCAAUUGACGAAACAGCUCGUCAAGGUGAAGUCGAAGGACUGCCACUUGAGCAUCACGUCUCUGUGUACCACUCUGGCCGCAGUGACGUCGUACCUCACAAACAUGAAGAACCAGUAGCCGAACCAGUCAAAGAAAAGAGCGACACAAUUGGAAAAAUUGUUGGCAUGUUCAAGAGAACGCCAGCUCACGAUGACUACCCCGCUUCCGAAGCCUACACUGGUCCAAUUGACGAAACAGCUCGUCAAGGUGAAGUCGAAGGACUGCCACUUGAGCAUCACGUCUCUGUGUACCACUCUGGCCGCAGUGACGUCGAACCUCACAAACAUGAAGAACCAGUAGCCGAACCAGUCAAAGAAAAAAGCGACACAAUUGGAAAGAUUGUUGGCAUGUUCAAGAGAACGCCAGCUCACGAAGACUACCCCGCUUCCGUAGCCUACACUGGUCCAAUUGACGAAACAGCUCGUCAAGGUGAAGUCGAAGGACUGCCACUUGAGCAUCACGUCUCUGUGUACCACUCUGGCCGCAGUGACGUUGAGCCUCACAAACAUGAAGAACCAGUAGUCGAACUAGUCAAAGAGAAAUCAGACAAGAUCGGCAAAAUUGUUGGCAUGUUCAAGAGAACGCCAGCUCACGAAGACUACCCCGCUUCCGAAGCCUACACUGGUCCAAUUGACGAAACAGCUCGUCAAGGUGAAGUCGAAGGACUGCCACUUGAGCAUCACGUCUCUGUGUACCACUCUGGCCGCAGUGACGUCGUACCUCACAAACAUGAAGAACCAGUAGUCGAACCAGUCAAAGAGAAAUCAGACAAGAUCGACAAAAUUGUUGGCAUGUUCAAGAGAACGCCAGCUCACGAAGACUACCCCGCUUCCGAAGCCUACACUGGUCCAAUUGACGAAACAGCUCGUCAAGGUGAAGUCGAAGGACUGCCACUUGAGCAUCACGUCUCUGUGUACCACUCUGGCCGCAGUGACGUCGAACCUCACAAACAUGAAGAACCAGUAGCCGAACCAGUCAAAGAAAAAAGCGACACAAUUGGAAAGAUUGUUGGCAUGUUCAAGAGAACGCCAGCUCACGAAGACUACCCCGCUUCCGUAGCCUACACUGGUCCAAUUGACGAAACAGCUCGUCAAGGUGAAGUCGAAGGACUGCCACUUGAGCAUCACGUCUCUGUGUACCACUCUGGCCGCAGUGACGUUGAGCCUCACAAACAUGAAGAACCAGUAGUCGAACUAGUCAAAGAGAAAUCAGACAAGAUCGGCAAAAUUGUUGGCAUGUUCAAGAGAACGCCAGCUCACGAAGACUACCCCGCUUCCGAAGCCUACACUGGUCCAAUUGACGAAACAGCUCGUCAAGGUGAAGUCGAAGGACUGCCACUUGAGCAUCACGUCUCUGUGUACCACUCUGGCCGCAGUGACGUCGUACCUCACAAACAUGAAGAACCAGUAGUCGAACCAGUCAAAGAGAAAUCAGACAAGAUCGACAAAAUUGUUGGCAUGUUCAAGAGAACGCCAGCUCACGAAGACUACCCCGCUUCCGAAGCCUACACUGGUCCAAUUGACGAAACAGCUCGUCAAGGUGAAGUCGAAGGACUGCCACUUGAGCAUCACGUCUCUGUGUACCACUCUGGCCGCAGUGACGUCGAACCUCACAAACAUGAAGAACCAGUAGCCGAACCAGUCAAAGAAAAAAGCGACACAAUUGGAAAGAUUGUUGGCAUGUUCAAGAGAACGCCAGCUCACGAAGACUACCCCGCUUCCGUAGCCUACACUGGUCCAAUUGACGAAACAGCUCGUCAAGGUGAAGUCGAAGGACUGCCACUUGAGCAUCACGUCUCUGUGUACCACUCUGGCCGCAGUGACGUUGAGCCUCACAAACAUGAAGAACCAGUAGUCGAACUAGUCAAAGAGAAAUCAGACAAGAUCGCCAAAAUUGUUGGCAUGUUCAAGAGAACGCCAGCUCACGAAGACUACCCCGCUUCCGAAGCCUACACUGGUCCAAUUGACGAAACAGCUCGUCAAGGUGAAGUCGAAGGACUGCCACUUGAGCAUCACGUCUCUGUGUACCACUCUGGCCGCAGUGACGUCGUACCUCACAAACAUGAAGAACCAGUAGCCGAACCAGUCAAAGAAAAGAGCGACACAAUUGGAAAAAUUGUGGGCAUGUUCAAGAGAACGCCAGCUCACGAAGACUACCCCGCUUCCGAAGCCUACACUGGUCCAAUUGACGAAACAGCUCGUCAAGGUGAAGUCGAAGGACUGCCACUUGAGCAUCACGUCUCUGUGUACCACUCUGGCCGCAGUGACGUCGAACCUCACAAACAUGAAGAACCAGUAGCCGAACCAGUCAAAGAAAAGAGCGACACAAUUGGAAAAAUUGUUGGCAUGUUCAAGAGAACGCCAGCUCACGAUGACUACCCCGCUUCCGAAGCCUACACUGGUCCAAUUGACGAAACAGCUCGUCAAGGUGAAGUCGAAGGACUGCCACUUGAGCAUCACGUCUCUGUGUACCACUCUGGCCGCAGUGACGUUGAGCCUCACAAACAUGAAGAACCAGUAGUCGAACUAGUCAAAGAGAAAUCAGACAAGAUCGGCAAAAUUGUUGGCAUGUUCAAGAGAACGCCAGCUCACGAAGACUACCCCGCUUCCGAAGCCUACACUGGUCCAAUUGACGAAACAGCUCGUCAAGGUGAAGUCGAAGGACUGCCACUUGAGCAUCACGUCUCUGUGUACCACUCUGGCCGCAGUGACGUCGAACCUCACAAACAUGAAGAACCAGUAGCCGAACCAGUCAAAGAAAAGAGCGACACAAUUGGAAAAAUUGUUGGCAUGUUCAAGAGAACGCCAGCUCACGAUGACUACCCCGCUUCCGAAGCCUACACUGGUCCAAUUGACGAAACAGCUCGUCAAGGUGAAGUCGAAGGACUGCCACUUGAGCAUCACGUCUCUGUGUACCACUCUGGCCGCAGUGACGUUGAGCCUCACAAACAUGAAGAACCAGUAGUCGAACUAGUCAAAGAGAAAUCAGACAAGAUCGGCAAAAUUGUUGGCAUGUUCAAGAGAACGCCAGCUCACGAUGACUACCCCGCUUCCGAAGCCUACACUGGUCCAAUUGACGAAACAGCUCGUCAAGGUGAAGUCGAAGGACUGCCACUUGAGCAUCACGUCUCUGUGUACCACUCUGGCCGCAGUGACGUUGAGCCUCACAAACAUGAAGAACCAGUAGUCGAACUAGUCAAAGAGAAAUCAGACAAGAUCGGCAAAAUUGUUGGCAUGUUCAAGAGAACGCCAGCUCACGAAGACUACCCCGCUUCCGAAGCCUACACUGGUCCAAUUGACGAAACAGCUCGUCAAGGUGAAGUCGAAGGACUGCCACUUGAGCAUCACGUCUCUGUGUACCACUCUGGCCGCAGUGACGUUGAGCCUCACAAACAUGAAGAACCAGUAGCCGAACCAGUCAAAGAAAAGAGCGACACAAUUGGAAAAAUUGUUGGCAUGUUCAAGAGAACGCCAGCUCACGAAGACUACCCCGCUUCCGAAGCCUACACUGGUCCAAUUGACGAAACAGCUCGUCAAGGUGAAGUCGAAGGACUGCCACUUGAGCAUCACGUCUCUGUGUACCACUCUGGCCGCAGUGACGUUGAGCCUCACAAACAUGAAGAACCAGUAGCCGAACCAGUCAAAGAAAAGAGCGACACAAUUGGAAAAAUUGUUGGCAUGUUCAAGAGAACGCCAGCUCACGAAGACUACCCCCGCUUCCGAAGCCUACACUGGUCCAAUUGA
Bursaphelenchus okinawaensis is the source of this 19440-nucleotide messenger RNA. Lineage: Eukaryota; Metazoa; Nematoda; Chromadorea; Rhabditida; Aphelenchoididae. The record is from the annotation of a GenBank genome assembly.